Messenger RNA from Grosmannia clavigera kw1407, 282 nucleotides. RefSeq lists its product as uncharacterized. The transcript is spliced from 2 exons. The coding region runs from base 1 to 282 and encodes 93 amino acids. Lineage: Eukaryota; Fungi; Ascomycota; Sordariomycetes; Ophiostomatales; Ophiostomataceae. The record is from RefSeq and is a predicted model, not a curated record.
AUGUCUAGCGACUCGUCUUCAUGGGGUGCACAGACACUGAUGGAUCUUGCAUUUGGCAUCAUCACAUCGGUUACUGGCAUCACGAGCGUGCUGGUCGCCGUGUCGGCCAUGCGCAAGACGCAGGCGCCAUCGGCACGAAACCAUGACAGCCCAACCCCCAUUGCGUUUUUUGAAGAAACGAGAGCCGAAGAGACGGAGUCUGCUCUACCAGCGGGGAACGCUUCAAACAUGACAAUGGGUUCUGGUUCGGACGUGUUCGAGUUGAUCGAGUUGCCUGCGUAA